GACAGUUUCUGCAGAGAAACCAAACCAUACGAUCCUCCCGAAGACGUGCAGACUGUCAUCGAAGGUGUUUGUCGUGAAGUCAUCCCAAACGAAGUACGAUCGCAGAAGUGGUUCGAAGUCUCCCUAAAGGAUCCAAACGUGAAGUUUAAGGUUUUGAGCAAAUGUGCGGAAGUAUUGGACUAUUCAGUGCCCAACUCUUUGCUGUACUUAAUGCAUACGGUCGCCGAUGCCGUCAAGUUUUACUCGACACCAAUCCGUGGCAUCACUUCAUACGACCAAUUGGUCCAAAAGAGCGACAAUUUGCCGCAAAAUCUUCACGUAAUCGCAGAUCCCAUUCGUUUCAACCCGGAAACAGACACAUUCUUCGGCGGCAUUAGUGCCUAUCCUUUCAAUGACCAGAGAGUCAAAGGCUUGAGGGCUAAGAGAAAGUAUCCCGAAAUUAAGGGUCACUUCAAGUGGCCGGACGUUUAGCGUGUGAUUUAUGAGUCAUUUUUAAUUUCAAGUCUGAACUCAAAUAUAUAACAUUUGUUUAAAUAAUGAAAACUAAGAAUUAGG
Molecule: messenger RNA, 555 nt
Organism: Oppiella nova
Lineage: Eukaryota; Metazoa; Arthropoda; Arachnida; Sarcoptiformes; Oppiidae
Source: the annotation of a GenBank genome assembly